This is a messenger RNA of Equus quagga, 828 nucleotides long. RefSeq names its product C-type lectin domain family 12 member B (gene CLEC12B). Lineage: Eukaryota; Metazoa; Chordata; Mammalia; Perissodactyla; Equidae. Gene Ontology annotation, cellular component: external side of plasma membrane. Gene Ontology annotation, biological process: natural killer cell inhibitory signaling pathway; negative regulation of signaling receptor activity. Gene Ontology annotation, molecular function: signaling receptor regulator activity; protein phosphatase binding. The record is from RefSeq and is a predicted model, not a curated record.
AUGUCCAAAGAAGUGACCUACGUGACACUCACAUUUCAGGAUUCUGUUAGAGAAGGAUAUAAUUGGGAUAGAAAUAAUCUAAUAAAAAGAGGUAUAUCCAGCUCCAUCCCUACAUGGCUUCAGGCUGGCCUGAGUCUGCCAACUCCUUGUCUGAUGCUACUGACUGGGCUGGUGAUCUUGGGGAUUAUGCUUUUGUAGACAGCUAAUGAUAUUAACUCACACUCAGAGAAAUUGAGUCAACUUCAGAAAAUCAUCCACUAACUGCAGAAUAACUUAUCUCAGCAGCUGAACUACAGAAACUUUCCCAUGGAAGAGAAACUUCUCAAAUCACAGAUCUCCAAUCUAUUGAAAAUGUGGGGAGAAAUGGCCAUCAAACACUGCCAAGAGCUAGUCAUUAACACUUCAGAUGAUAAAUGUAAUCCCUGUCCUAAGACGUUGCAAUAGUACCCAAACAGUUGUUACUAUUUUUCAACAAGUGAGGAAAAAACCUGGACCAACAGUAGAAAAAACUGCAUGGACAAGAACUCCACCUUGGUAAAGAUAGAUAACUUGGAAGAAAAGGAUUUUCUGAAGUCAAAACCAUUACUCGAGUUUUCUUUCUUCUGGUUGGGAUUACAAUGGGAUCCAUCUGGCAAAAGUUGGCUAUGAGAGGAUGGCUCUAUCCACUCCCCAUUCUUGUUUAGUCCCAAAGAAUAUGCCCAGAUCAAUGGAUCCAAAGGAUGUGCCUAUUUUCAAAAAGGAAAUAUUUAUAUUUCCUGCUGGAGUGCUGAAAUUUCUUGGAUUUAUGAGAAGACAGCUGCAUUGGUGAAAACCGAAGAUUUGGAUUAA